This is a messenger RNA of Eimeria necatrix, 1653 nucleotides long. RefSeq lists its product as hypothetical. Gene Ontology annotation, molecular function: protein kinase activity; ATP binding. The coding region runs from base 1 to 1653 and encodes 550 amino acids. Lineage: Eukaryota; Apicomplexa; Conoidasida; Eucoccidiorida; Eimeriidae. Gene Ontology annotation, biological process: protein phosphorylation. The transcript has a single exon. The record is from RefSeq and is a predicted model, not a curated record.
AUGAAAGGGGAGCUGGAUCUCGUUGCAACGGAAAUGGAAUUGCAGACAGAACCGCUGCUCCUAGACAGUGGUCUAGAAACAGAGAAUCGACCAGCUCCUCGUUUGCGGCCCAAACGGCUUCUCCGCUCUGCUCAGGUUUUUGUUAUAGCCGCUUUGCUUUUCGUUUCUGUGUUUCGAAGCGGUGUUGUGCGUGAUCUAUAUAGUUCGUUCUUGAGUGCAGCCGGCGUAGCUGAAAACAAAGGUCUUUCUAGCCUUUCUGUGCUGCACACGCCAUCUGGUGUACGGAAGGAAAUCCUACCCCAGCAUGAUAAUGGCGCCAAUUCGGCCUCAGAGUCUUUAGAGUCAGAAGGAACUCAGCCUGCGCUGCCGCCUGUUGAGGUGCCUUCAAAAGACAAACUUGCUGACUGUAGUAAUGCCUCCAUUUCAGAGGUUCCAUCAGCGGGGCGUUUGCUGAAGUACGACGCCUGGGGCCUACCACCACUUGAGCAAUUUGAGAAUACGCUCCCCCCAAAGCUAAGAGAAGGCAAAGAGGCGAUUGCUGCUUGGGCUGCUCAGUUCUACGCCUCCAGCCCUAUCUCUUACUAUGCGAAGAUUUAUCAACGCAUUCUCGCUCGAGCAAUUUCUAACGGAACCGUGAACUCCUUGACAGAUAUGACGAUUGAACUGCGGGAUACAGUGCCAUUAAACUGCAAAGGUUGUACUGAGGCACUACCCCAGUCGGUGCGCGUUAUAAGAGUGGCGGGAGUUCAUGGGGCGAGUUUAGUGAUGCACGUCGAAGAUGUCAUGAGCAAAAGGGUUUAUUCUCUGCACGUUCCUGUGACUGCGAAAGAACUGGUCAAGGAAUUUGGAGACGAGGGAUUUCUGCAAAACAUGGAGGAGGCGGUUGCUUUAGAGAAGCUUUCGUCGAUGCAGGCUUGUGGGAACAUUUCAGCUGAACAUGCAGCAUCACACAAGGGCAUUGUAGUCCCGUUAUGCUCAGGCCGUAUUGACGGUCUUAAGAAUUUGUUUUCAGGAAAGUGGGCGUACAUCUACAAUGAUGUGAAGCUGACAGAAAAGAUUCAUGGGAGCCUUCUGCAUCUACGGACAGCGGAUGUCGAUGUAAUGGCACAAGCACGCGAUUACAUUGCAUUCCGUCUGUUACAUAUAAUACUAAGACUGGAGCAGUCGGGCGUUGGCCACAUCGGCGUUGAGUGGGGUUCCUUCUUCUUGCAAGAAGAUGGCUCGUUCUUAUUAGGCAACUUUGACAGCGCCAGUCCUUUUGGAAAACCAGUGGCCACAUUUUCCAGUUCCUUGGCAGAUUAUCCUGAGCCGAAGUUGGUGUUGCAGUCCAACACCAUAGGCCUUGCUCCUGAGGCUCAGUCGAAUUUAUGGUCCUUAGGUGUCCUCCUUUUCGAGUUGUACACAGGGGAGACGGAACCAUAUGGCAGAGUAGAAGGGAGCACAUUUGGAGAGAGAGCAUGGCAUCUUUCCAAAAACUUGCUGAGCGAAGGGACGCGCUCUAGACUGCUUAUUCCUAAACUUGAAGCUCACAAGGUGCCAUUUCGGUGGAAAAUGCUUAUUUUGCAGCUGUUGGAGCCAAAUAACUCAGAAAGGACCACGGCUUUAGAGAUUAUCAGGAACUUUCCAGACCUCGUAUACAUGAUCUUCGAUUGA